This is a messenger RNA of Poecilia reticulata (guppy), 1893 nucleotides long. RefSeq names its product interferon regulatory factor 7 (gene irf7). The record is from RefSeq and is a predicted model, not a curated record. Gene Ontology annotation, biological process: immune system process; regulation of transcription by RNA polymerase II. Gene Ontology annotation, cellular component: nucleus. Gene Ontology annotation, molecular function: DNA-binding transcription factor activity, RNA polymerase II-specific; RNA polymerase II cis-regulatory region sequence-specific DNA binding; protein binding. Lineage: Eukaryota; Metazoa; Chordata; Actinopteri; Cyprinodontiformes; Poeciliidae.
UGCAAAAUUACCGAGACAGGAUCCUGUCUCAAACUAGUACAGCUGGUAGUACAGUACAGCAAUAUUAAUAUAUCUGCGGCACAAUGCAAAGUCCACCCAAGCCUCAGUUUGCCAGUUGGCUCAUCGAGCAAGUGGAGACGGGCCAGUACAUGGGGCUGUGCUACGUGGAUCAAAACAAAUUCAGAGUGCCGUGGAAGCACAACUCCAGGAAAGACUGCAACGAUGAGGAUAGUAAAAUAUUCCGGGCCUGGGCAGUGGCGAGUGGGAAAAUCAACGAGUUCCCCAAUGACAAGGCCAGAUGGAAAACCAACUUCCGCUGUGCUCUUAACAACCUGUCUCAGCGCUUCAAGAUGGUCACAGAUAAUUCCAAGAAUCAAGAUGACCCCCAUAAAAUCUACGAGAUUAUGAACACCGACGGCAACUAUGAAGGUUUGCCAAUGCAAGAUUCCCAGGAGGAAUCUGACAUGACUCCAGAUAUAUUCAGCCCAACCUCUGAGUAUUUUCCCGCAGGAAAUGAGCACAAUCUGCAUCAGGACUUCAUGGCCCUGGAUCUUGGCAACCAAUCAGCAGCAGAAGAGCAGUUGUGGAUACGRCAUAAUAAUCCUGUUCUCGAUUAUCCUACUGCAACUGAGAACCUUCCGCAAUAUUUACCAGCCGAUCAGAUGGCCUACAAUCAAGUAAAUGCUUCUCCGGUCCUCAGUUCACCACAGCAGCCUAGUCUGUACGAUCUGGAGAUCUCCAUCCAUUACAGGAAGAAGGAAAUGCUGAAGACGACGCUGCACACYAACCGUCUUCAGCUCCACUACCACAGCGAGGACCCCAAGUUCAACGCCUCUCAACUCUGCUUUCCUUCCACUGAGGGCCUGCUGGACCACAAACAGAUUGAAUACACCAACCGCAUACUGAGCAGCAUCCAGCGAGGCCUGCUUUUGGAGGUACAAGAGACCGGUAUCUACGCCAGUAGGCAUGACAACUGCCACGUGUUUGCCAGCACCAGUGACCCCAACGUAGCUCAUCCAAACCCCCAAAAAUUGCCCAAAAACACAGUGAUGGAGCUCCUCAGUUUUGACAAAUAUGUUAAUGAGCUUAAACAUUUCAAGGAGAACAAUGGCCGCUCUCCUGAAUACACCAUCAACAUGUGCUUCGGAGAGAAGUUUCCAGAGGGAAAACCGCUGGAAAAGAAGCUUGUCGUCGUGAAAGUGGUGCCUCUAAUUUGUCGAUAUUUUCAUGACAUUGCCCAGAUGGAGGGGGCUUCAUCUCUUCACAGCGCCAACAUCAGCCUGCAGAUUUCACACAACAGCCUCUUUGACCUCAUCAGCUCUGUGUUUUCUCUGCCAGGAGCUGAAGAGCAACUAACCAUUGGUGUGCCUUUCAUUGAUCAGACUGGAAACUUGAUUUCUCACUGAUCUCUUGUCAAAGUGAUAACUGUAAGUUAMAGUGCAGAAAGUUAACUGACCCUUUACAAUUAAGGCAAGAUUAAACACAGCUCAUCUCCUUUUCAUUUGUUGUUUGCACCAUUGAAACACUGACACUUAAACCACUACAAAAGCAGAAAGUCUCCUUAGCUAAUGAACUGUUACAAAACAAACCUUUACACAAUUACUGCACAUAUAAGAUUCUCUUUUUACAUAUAUGCCAAUUUGUUUUUCAGUGUCCAGUUUCAGAAAAAAAUGUUGUAUUGGUUUUUAGAUAAGCUAUAAUCAUGUGUUUUAUUAUCUCUGUAAUAAAUGUUUGUCUCUAAGAGCUUAUAUGUAGUAAAUCAGUAGUAAUGCAGUUCUACCCCACAGAGCUUAUAAACUAUGUAAAAUGUAAAUAUAUUAGAUUAUUAUUUUUUCUGUAUUUAACUGAGAAUAUAUUAAGUUUUCAAAUGGUAAAAUAAAAUAAAAAAAACCU